CCCAAGGCAUUUUAAAUAAACCCGCGGAAAAGAGCCAGGGUAACAAGUAACAGCCUAGAAUUACCCGGGCAAGAUGUGGAGUCGACUUGAUCAACUUGAAGCAAGUACGUACUUCUGCGAUCGAAUUUUCUAUUUAGGAGCCCAGUAUGUCUUCUUCCGGUGCAACAACAAUGUCUUCAUCAACACGCGUAUUCCCGCCUCUCUAUACUUCAUCUGGUGAUGAUUCCGCCGACAGAUUAGCUUUCUUUCAUAUUCUGGAGCGGCUGAAGACGCAAAAACGAACGGGAUGGAUUGAUCACGGAGUACGACUUUCUCUAUGCUCGCAGCUGGAGAAUAAACUAAAUUUUUGCGAUAGAUUGGCAAGCCAGAGAGGUAGAGCCCCGGUUCCUCUCAAUACAGCGAUACCGAUGCUCAUCUUUCGCCUGGACCCCUUCUCUAGUAUCUCCGACCACAUGUAUAGAAUGGCAGUUCUUGCUAUGUGCACUUCAGAUGAAAAACUAGACAUACCAAAAUGUGUGAUGAUGUGUGUCGUUCAUGACCUUGCGGAGGCACAGGUCGGCGAUAUCACUCCUCGGGAAAGGAUCAGUAGAGCAGAGAAACAGCGGCUCGAGGAGGAAGCAAUGCAUAACUUCGUACAUGAAAUGCUGCAUAACAGUCCUGCAGCUCAAAGGAUAGAAGCGUUGUGGAAGGAAUACGAAGACGGGAAAACGCCGGAAGCGCGAUUCGUCAAAGAUCUAGACCGUUUUGAGUUAGCCUCUCAAGCGUUUGAAUAUGAACGAACAUACACUGCAAGAAAUCUACAAACAUUUUUUGAUACAAGUCUUCCCAAAGUACGACACACCGAGGUCCGUGAAUGGGGUGAGGAUCUAAUGAAGGAGCGAAAGGAACUAUGGAAAGCCAUAGAACCGGAGCAACCAACUUUUAACAGCCUACUAUGAUGCUAUAGAUACUCAUUUAACUACGAAUACACUUGUAUU
Desarmillaria tabescens is the source of this 977-nucleotide messenger RNA. Its product is annotated as HD domain-containing protein. NCBI's taxonomy places the organism in Eukaryota, Fungi, Basidiomycota, Agaricomycetes, Agaricales, Physalacriaceae. The record is from RefSeq and is a predicted model, not a curated record. Gene Ontology annotation, molecular function: 5'-deoxynucleotidase activity. Gene Ontology annotation, cellular component: cytoplasm. The transcript is spliced from 8 exons. The coding region runs from base 147 to 938 and encodes 263 amino acids.